UCACACACAAAGCAGAGACAUAUAUAUAAAUCGAAUCUAGGGUUUUCAAUUUCUCAGCUCUUGCUCGCAUCGAAUCUCUGUAUUAACUCUAAAAGAACUUAAUUUUCCAUCUAACAGAGACACAGAGGUCUAAUGGCUGCUGCCAACGAUAGUGCUAAUGCUCCAACACCUUUGGAGAGAGAACAGAUCUUUGGGAUGGCGGAAAAGGAAAUGGAGUAUAGGGUGGAGUUGUUCAACAAGCUUACACACACAUGUUUUAAUAAGUGCGUUGAGAAAAGGUACAAGGAGUCUGAACUAAAUAUGGGUGAAAAUAGUUGCAUUGAUCGCUGCGUAUCAAAAUAUUGGCAUGUGACUAAUCUAAUUGGCCAGCUGCUAGGUUCAGGUCGGCCCCCAAUGUGAAAUUAAGGCUAUUCUGAAAUUUGUUCUACAUUAGUUACGUGUUUACCUGGCUGGCUGCCAAAGGUUGAUACUGGAAUGAUUUUUGUUUGUACCAAACUUUAUGAGGUGGUUCCAUUUUGUUAAAAAAAAGAAGUAUAAGCGGCAAUUUGAAUUUAUGCUACUCCUAGAUUUAAGUCAUAAAAUUGUUAGCUCUUCAUAAAUGAAAUAUUAUUCUUGGAAAAAUCAUCAGUAUUUUGUGAUGAUUCUAUAACAUGUUGAAUUGUUUUUGCUGC
This is a messenger RNA of Quercus lobata, 671 nucleotides long. RefSeq names its product Tim10/DDP family zinc finger protein (gene TIM10). Bases 133 to 399 code for a protein of 88 amino acids. Gene Ontology annotation, biological process: protein insertion into mitochondrial inner membrane. The transcript has 6 exons. Gene Ontology annotation, cellular component: mitochondrial inner membrane. Lineage: Eukaryota; Viridiplantae; Streptophyta; Magnoliopsida; Fagales; Fagaceae. The record is from RefSeq and is a predicted model, not a curated record.